This is a messenger RNA of Tupaia belangeri chinensis (Chinese tree shrew), 1391 nucleotides long. RefSeq names its product pleckstrin 2 (gene PLEK2). The transcript is spliced from 10 exons. Gene Ontology annotation, biological process: actin cytoskeleton organization; intracellular signal transduction. Gene Ontology annotation, cellular component: plasma membrane. The coding region runs from base 226 to 1287 and encodes 353 amino acids. The record is from RefSeq and is a predicted model, not a curated record. Lineage: Eukaryota; Metazoa; Chordata; Mammalia; Scandentia; Tupaiidae.
CUCCGGGUCCCUGGGGUCCUUUCAGUGGUAUUCGGUGGGAACGUCAUCGCAGAUCCUGACCCGCUCUGACUCCCUGCCGGAGAGGCCCUGCAGCCGCGGGCUCUGGACCCGCGCCAGGGAGGCGUCGCCGGCUGUGUCGGAGCCGCUUCCUGGGUGCCGCGGGCUGCGGAGGAACGCAAGGCGCGGGGACAGCGCACCUGGGGUGGCCCCGGCGCGGGCGGCGACAUGGAGGAAGGCGUGCUCAAGGAGGGCUUCCUCGUCAAGAGGGGCCACCUUGUCCACAACUGGAAGGUCCGAUGGUUCGUCCUUCGACAGAACACGCUGCUGUACUACAAGCUUCAGGGGGGUCAGAAGGUGACCCCUCCCAAGGGCCAGAUCCUCUUGGAUGGCUGCACCAUCACCUGCCCCUGCCUGGAGUAUGAAAACCGCCCUCUCCUCAUUAAGCUGAAGACACGAACAUCUACAGAGUACUUCCUGGAGGCCUGCUCUCGAGAGGAGAGGGACACCUGGGCCUUUGAGAUCACUGGGGCUAUUCACGCAGGGCAGCCGGGGAAGGUCCAGCAACUGCACGUUCUGAAAAAUUCCUUCAAGCUGCCCCCUCACAUCAGCCUGCAUCGCAUCGUGGACAAGAUGCACGACAGCAGCAGUGGCAUCCGUUCCAGCCCCAACAUGGAGCAGGGCAGCACCUACAAGAAGACCUUCCUAGGCUCCUCCCUGGUGGACUGGCUCAUCUCCAACAGCUUUGCGGCCAACCGUCUGGAGGCAGUGACCUUGGCUUCCAUGCUCAUGGAGGAGAACUUCCUCAGGCCCGUGGGGGCCCGAAGCAUGGGAGCCAUUCGAUCUGGGGAUCUGGCUGAGCAGUUCCUGGAUGAUUCCACGGCCCUGUACACUUUUGCCGAGAGCAACAAGAAGAAGAUAAGCCCCAAAGAAGAAAUCAGUUUCAGCUCUGUGGAGUUCAGCGGCAUGGUGGUGAAACAAGGCUACCUGGCCAAGCAGGGGCACAAGAGGAAAAACUGGAAGGUGCGACGCUUUGUUCUGAGAAAGGACCCGGCCUACCUACAUUACUAUGACCCUUCCAAGGAUGACAACAGACCAGUGGGUGGGUUUUCUCUUCGUGGCUCACUGGUGUCUGCUCUGGAGGAUAAUGGUGUUCCCACUGGGGUUAAAGGGAAUGUCCAGGGAAAUCUCUUCAAAGUGAUUACCAAGGAUGACACACACUAUUACAUCCAGGCCAGCAGCAAGGCUGAGCGAGCAGAGUGGAUUGAAGCUAUCAAAAAGCUAACAUGACGAGGACCUGAGGGAACAGGACCAGAAUUCCUCCCUCCUAUCAGAUGAUAAGGCAGCACUUCCUGGAGAACGGAAGUGUUAACGAAAACUUUUGACUUCUUUGU